AUUGUGACGAACAUGUAUGUCGUUGGUCUUUUCGGAAUUCAAAAAUGAAAAUUCUCUGAUAAUUUACUCAUGCCAUCCCAGAUGUGUAUGACUUUCUUUCUUCUGCAGAACACAAAUGAUUUUUAGAAGAAUAUUUCAGCUCUGUAGGUCCAUACAAUGCAAGUGAAUGGAGAUAUUCAACAGAGCUGAGGUGUUCUUCUAAAAAAAAAAAAACUUUGUUUUUGUUCAGCAGAAGAAAGAAAGACAUGGACAUCUGAGAUGACAUGAGGGUGAGAAAAUGAUGAGAGAAUUUUCAAUUUUGGCGAACUGUCCGUUUAAACUUGUGUGCUUUAUACCUUGCUCAAAGUAGCGCCAUAUUUAAUUUUUGAUGGUAAUGAAAGCGAGGCUGUGAGGGAUAGAUUUAAUGAGUUGUUUAAAUUGGAGUUGAUCAUUAAGCUAAUGAAACAUUGAACACUGAACAUUGAUGCAUCAUUUAAGCCAUUUAGCACGCAGGGCCAGUCUGUGCCUCACAGCCUCGUUUUCUUACCAGUCAAAAAUUAAAUAUGGCGCUGCUCUGAAUUUGGUCUAUGGGAUGAUUUCAUUUCAAACACAUCUUCAACUCGACUGUGCAACUGCAGUUUGAGAUCAGAACAUUUGGUUUGAUUUUAUAUUGAUUUUAUCAGUUGAGCUCUGACAUGACUUUUUUCCCCAAGGCCUGACACAGCGUUAUAGGAAUGAGAUUAAAUCACAGCUUGACCACCUCAUUAAAAGUAAACGUUUUUAGUGAUGCACACUCUGUGACUGUGGACAUGAGAUGCUUCUCUUUCAUCUUAUGUCUGUAAAAAGUGAAACUUCUUUGUUAGAGUUGAUUCAGGGGCAUCAUCAAUUUAAUGGUUGUUCUGUUCUUUUCGUUCUGCACUGUGGCUGUUUUCUUGAUGUGCACUGCCUUGGUUUGUCCCACUGAGGUAAUGAUCAAGCAUCAACUUUUGCAUGGCCCUGCAUCCUUUAUCCUCAAGCCAUGACGCUUGUGGCUUCCGUGCCCUCGAACACUCCCUAUACAGCGCUGUAUUGUAUGAGAGGUUGGGAUCUAUUCAGGAUUGGGUGCUCUGCUGCCUUAAAAAAGGGCAAAAUAGAGUAUGCAGACUUAGCCCGUAACAUGCAAUGUGGGUUAAGAUGAUGUUGGGGCAGUAAAAACUGUCCCUUCAGCAGUGGAAGCUGAGAUUUUUGCUCGUCUCAAAGUUGUUGACCUGAGUUUUCAGUGUUUAGGAAUUCAACUGUAAUAACUCCCUCUUAUUCUUGAAAUUGAUUUGUUGUUGAGUCCCAGAUCACAAAAUGUCAACAGUCUUAAGGCAGAUGAUGACAGCAUGUGCUUGAAAGCAUACAGUGUAAUGUAAAUCACAGGUGCACUGUGCAGGGGAUGAUUGUAUUUGAUCUUUUUUUAAAUAAUCUGUUAUUUACAUAGAUAAACUAUCAGUAUCCUCUCUAUUCCUACUGAAGUUUUGGUUUGAAGGAAAUUGUGACAUCUUGACUAAGGAAACCCCUGUUACUCACAGGAAGUUUACAGACAGUCUGUAACAAAAUAAAUAGAUUUUGUGGCCUCAUAGUUAUUUUGUCAAUUUUGUCAGAUUUCAGAGAAAGAGACACAUGAAAAAGGAAAAUAUUCUUAUCAAUGUUAAUUUCAUUCAUUUAUUUAUUUUUUAAUAUUUAGAAUUCUGUAUGCUUUUGAAUAGGGCUGGUUUGAUUUGUUUUUCUGUCAAAUAGGAAGGAUUUUUUGAAAACCAUAACUUGCAUGUAGUUUUGUAAUAGGGAUUAUCAUUGAUAUGUUGUAAGAAUGUCAGGUAAGGUUGUCAGGUAAAUGUAGGCUAUAACCAACUAAACAACUUUUCUUAGAAACGUAAUAAAUAUGCUAACAAGAUUUCAGAUGCCUCUUAAUAAUGUACAAUGUUAGCUUGCAGUGUACAGUAUAUCUUUCAGUUCAUUUAAUUAAUGAGAUCCUAGUUGAUCUUGGAUGAGCUACAAUGAUAAGGUAAAUCAAAGAAAGACUAAUUUAGAUUGAAAAAUCAACAUCUUGUACAGCUGUUUUUUGUUUAUGUUUAAUGAAGCAGAAAUAAUUGUCUUCUUGAUUUUUUUUAGCACAUUAUAAUUGUGAUGAACAACAUUAUAAUUUGGAAUGUGCCGAUCUCAUGUCCAAUGGCAGAUUGAGUAAUCAAUUAAUUAUUCGUUCAUCAUUUUUGAAUCAUUUGUUUCUUUUAGAAUUCUAAAUUCUUCUCAAUGGUAAUGUUUUGGGUAAUGCUUGCAGUUUUAACUGUCCCUUAGAAAUUAUUCUAAAUUUCUCAAUUUGUGCAAUUGUGUGAAGCCGAAAAUGAUUCCAAUAUCUCUUUCUGCCAUAGCACUACACAGUAUUAAGAGGAAAAUCCCAUAAAAAGUCACUUGUCCACACACACUGAGUAAUGCUUUGAGGACACGCCUAUGCAGUUACUUUCUUCUUUCUCUGUUCAGGUGGAUCCCUCACCAAUGAAUGUAGGGGAUGGAGGGACGGUGAGCAGAGAGAGCAGAGCCCCUAUCCAAGUGUCUGAGAGCAUGGUGGGGAAUCCACAGCAGACACUGCCUCUUGAACUCAGAGGUGACAUACCUCAAAGUCAGCAGAACAAGCUGAGGACGACCACAGACUGCAAAACGCUCAACGUCUGCUCAGAAGCCAGCAAGGCCAGCAAUUUAAACCAUUGUCUCCAAGUACACCCUGCCCAAAUUCAUAACAAUGCUCCUGUGUUCAGCAAUGACCCUGUGAGCACUCUGAUGCCUGACAGGACUGAGGUUUCCAAAGGCAAGGUUGAUGGUGCUGGCAUCUACUCCACUCACCAGUGGCCUUGUGGUAAAAAGGUCAGUACAGGGGACCCUGUGAACUCUAUUCAUAGUGGUAUAAGCCCAAAUAAGAAGACUAGCACACCAGCACCCACCCAGCCCCUGAUAAGCGUUCCUUUAGGGUUCCAGUGUUCCACGCUGUUAAAACCAGGCCAGCCUAAUACUUUCCUUCCCUCCUCAAACUUUUCUUCUCCUCUCUGUAAGAUCACCUUGCCUCCGGGGUUGGGUCAGAUAGCAGCACUGAGAGAAGCCACAGCUAGCCAGUUUCAAAAGGACUGUCCAGUGCAAAGCCCUUGUUCAAGUACAGCACCAAUGCUCAAAACAUACCCAUAUCACUUUUCUGUGGGCAGGGGGCCUGGUGCUGAGAAGAAGCCUCCAUCUUCAGCAUCUAAAGUCAGGUGUGACUCUAUGUCCAAUAAUAAGGGCUUUCAGGGUGGAGCUGAGCAUAAAGCCACAAUGUCCUCCCCAGCUCUAGCCCUUCCAGUACAGCAUGUCACUCAAGGCUCAGCUCCACCAACCCAUUACACUAUCUCUCCUACUGCUGCCAUCUGCUGCAGCCCGGCUCUGGCUAAUAUCACCACUCAAAGCAGGCUGUUUAGCCUUGUAGAAAAAGGUUCAACAUUCCGCGGUGCUGAAAAGACCUCACUAGCAUAUUUGAAACCGAAAACUCUGUCCACUCCUGAGGAGCACAAUAUUUCCUGCCCCACUGAGUCAAGGGACGUGCCCCUUGAUCUGUCUGCAAAGUCCAAACGACAAAAAAGCAUUAAAGAUGCUCAGAACAGCCACCCGGUGGCCACAGAACAUCAUUCUACUGAGACUCAUCAGAAAAAUAUUACUAGUUCAAAAAAAGUCCAUUCUGCUUCUUUUGGCUCAGCCGGUACAUACGGCCAUCAUCCAGACACCCAGAGAAAUGGUGCAACUCAGAAAUCAUCUUCAAAACUGACAAAUCACCAUGCGUUGGAACCUGCUGCAUCCUGGGCCAAAGGUUCAUCUCCUGGCUCCUUAAACAACCUGUCUGGUACAUAUGUAGGAGUGGCAAGCCCUAUUCUAGCAUCUACUUUACGUAGCAAAGAUGGAAAAAAUGCUGCUUUUGUUGAAGAUAUUCAGACAUUUGCUAAACAGGAAACCAUCUCGAUCAUUGAUCAAGGAGAGCAGCCAAUUUGUAGAGAUAAGAAAGCACCAUUUUUUGUUAAAGGUUCCCAGCAUAAUAAAGGUGGUAAGCUUUCAACAGGUACUUGCUCGCCUGGAGCACAAGGAUUUUUAUCCACCCCAUUGGCUGCUACAGCAAAUUCACAUCCUCACCGGAAGUCUGGUGGUGGAAAAGGAGGUACCCUGUUCACACAUCCAGUUAAAUCAUUGUGGCAACCGCCUUGUGUUCUUUCCCAAGGAGCAUCGCUGCAGAAGAGGCCAAGUCAGACUCAAGUCCCAAAAACCAAGGACACCCACAGUUGUGAGAGAGCCCUGUUCCAUAUCUCCCAGUUAAGCCCAACUAAAGUAGAAGACGAAAAGUGGGAGGAAGCCAAAUCCCCCUUAUCCAAUCUGGAGUCAAUAGUGAAGCAGAAAACUCUUGAGACCACUGCACUUAUGGGUGAAAACUACUGUAAUCUGUCUGCUGUGGGAUCCAAGAGGCCUGAGGUGGUCAGUAUGCAGAACAGGUGUCAGGACUCCACAUUGCAGCAGACUUUUACCACUGGCUCUCCUUCAUUCAGAGCCAUUGAAGGACAGGUCAUCAAGUCAAACAAAACCUCUCCACACACAGAAGCCACUGCAACUCUAAGUAGAUUGGAGGUUACAACCAUGCCUAUUCCCAAGGAAAAGGGACGAGAAAAACAGGUGAAACAGAAUGAAAAUCUGGCAUCUGAUGGGUGUCAAAAAAUUAAAUCCAGUACCCCAGGCAAAAAGAGUACUUCCAGUGUUAAAGGAGAAUGGAAGGAGAGGAAAUUGGCUCAACAGUUAAAGGAUGAAACAGCAAAAGAGGAGAAGGCAUCAGAAAGGAAACAUUCUUCUCAUAUUACAGUAGAGGGGAUAGCCUUUUCCCUCCUUCAGAGCCAGACUGUAGAGGCAGCAGAGGAACAGACAAACAUGAAUGGAGCCAAAGAGGAGAUACAUUCCAAAGGAAAAGCAACAGCCACCAAACCGAAGAAAGUAAAAAAGCCACUGAAGGAGAAGACACCUCCUGAUGAUAUGCAAAAGAAUACUAUGACAAAAGCUAAGAAGCAAAAAGAUAAAGAGAGUCCAUCCAUUCAGCAGGGCUCCUCCCAUAAAAAGAAGAAAGACGCCGUUCCUGCAGUGGGAAAAAGUAUGCUGAAAGAUGGAACAGCCCCAGCCCUCAAAGUAGGGGGAAGGACUCGCAAAGGGAAAAGCAGUCCAGCUAAUAUGGAGCACUCCAUCUCAAACAAAAUAGAUUCUGAGAGCAGUCCUUGCAGAAGUCCUCAGGAUGAAAGAGACUCGAGCUCUCUCAGCAGCCCAGGUUGGCCUAAUAAGAAAUCAGACUCCCAGGAGGAGGCCUCUCCGCGGCUGAGGCGAGGGUGCAGACGGACUGAUGAUGCGUUGCUCAGAGACUUGAGCUCCGCUGCUCCACCUACUCCUCCCCCUCUUGAUCCCUCCUCUACGCCACCUCCUGUACCAAUCCGCCGGCCGCGCGGCAGGCCUCGGAUCAACCCUCUGCCUGAAGAGGAUGAUGCAGACAAGGACAGGCUUAGUGAGGGUGGAGACACCUCUUCAAUAAAGAAGAGGAAACGCUGCAAGAAUCGUAAAUAUCAAAAUGGGGAAUACAUCACAGAGAAGGAUAAGGUGGCAGAUGGAGAGGAGAAGCUGGCCGUGGAAGAUGGUGAGGCCACUAAUGAGAAGAUAGGCGUGUACCCAUGUCUCAGUGCCACGCUGACCAGUGGAGUGCCCAGCCCUGACAUCAGCCCUAGACGGACCCUGUUCACACGCUCGGGCUUGACACGAUCUCAGGAGAGUCCUCCUGCCCCACUGUCUAAUGACAAACCCUCGGGGAAGAGGAAGUUUAAAAGUAAACACUUAUGUGAUACAGAGGAUCAGAAAAAGCUCAAGACUAAGAGAAACAGCUUGGGCAAACGCACAGGGAACUUCAUACCAGAUGAGGAUGUUCCCGUUGCCAAGAAAACUCCAACAUCUAAUGCUUCUCCCAAACAGUCAAGCUCCCCCCUGUCUAGUAAAAAAGGAACAGCCGGGAAAAUCCCUGAAUCUACUCCAAGCCGUCCAGUGCCUCCUGAAGUCCGUCGUCUGAUCGUGAAUAAGAAUGCAGGAGAGACGCUAUUACAGAGAGCUGCUAGAUUAGGUUACCAGGAUGUAGUUUUAUAUUGCUUGGAAAAGGAUGUGCGAGAGGUGAACCGCCGUGACAACGCAGGUUACACGGCACUGCACGAGGCCUGUGCACGUGGCUGGACUCACAUCAUACAGGUGCUGCUCAAACAUGGUGCAGAUGUUAACUGCAGCGCACAGGACGGAACACGCCCUAUUCAUGACGCAGUUGCAGCCGAUAAUCUAGCAGCUGUCUGGAUGCUGUUAAAUCAUGGGGCGGAUCCCACGCUGGCAACUUACUCUGGUCAGACUGCAAUUAAACUAGCCCAGAGUACCGGAAUGAAAACUUUCCUCAAAGAGUAUUUCACUGAUUUAGAGGGCCGAACUGACCAAGAUAGUCUACAGUGGGAUUUCUACAGUAGUUCUGUGUUUGAAACAGAGCAGCAACCUUGUUGGGAUUUUCUAUUGUCUCAGCCUGAGGAUGAAGGUGGGGAGCAGGUGAAAGACAGAGAUACUGAUACAGACAGUUUUUUGUUUGAGUUCUCCUCUGAGCCCCUCCUACCCUGCUACCAUGUUCAAGUAUCAUUGACGCAGGGUUUUUGCAACUGGUUCUUGCUAACAGACGUGCUGAAGCGGCUAAAGAUGUCAGCACGGAUUUUCCGGGCUCGGUACCCUCAGUUUGAGGUGGCUAGCAUUGCUCAGGCGGAGCUGUGGAAACAGGUCUCUGUCAGUCAGACUUGCACAGCCCCGGACAAACUCCAGCCAGGUGAGGAGGAUGACGGGGAGGAGAUGAUGGAGCUGGUGCGCUGCGUGCCAGAGUUACAGGGACUGUUAGGCUCCUCCAUACAGAUCCUCAGAGAAGAUGAGGACGAGACAUCAGGGGUCACCGACAGCCCUAGCAGUCGAUAGCGACUCCUGCUCUAAAUCUGUUUUCAGGCCCAGAACAGUCCCUCUGCAUUCCUUCCAGUCUCUACAGCCGUUAGAUCUAAACGGGGAGCAGCGAGGUGCCGUCCAUUGUCGUGCGAAGGUCCUUGUCAUUGCAACUGAUGGCCUGUUACCAGUACCAGCACUUUGUACGUUCAGUGUCAGCCAGAAAGGUCCUAUUUCCUCAAAGACACUCUUAUCAUAGGCCACCUUCCCCCUCAGUAAUGAAAUGGGGCGCUAGAGAGCUAAUUUGCCAUGCCCUUACCCUAGGGAGAAAGGCUGGAGAAGGACUCCACUGAGAAGCAACUUUCAGGUUCCUAUCUGUAGGUAUUUUUCAAUAUUCAGUAAUUCAGUUUUUUCUUUUUUUUUCUUUUUUUUAUAUAAACUUAUAUGUAUAAGUAAAUAUAUAUGUAUAUCUUGCCAUCAGGGUGAACACAUAUGGGUGUAACUUAUCAUGUUUUAUGUUUGUAAUUGAUGGUAUGUGAGUCCUUUAGAAGGAGUGGCAAUCCAAGUCUUUUUUAACUUGGUAAACUAAACGUGUGUAGCUAAGAGGCUUACGUCAAGCUAACAGCGGCAGGAAUGCCUUUGGGCCAGAUGGUUCCUGUGUAAACCUUCGAGAAUCUCUCGGCUCUGAGAAGCCCCCUAACCUUCAGCAUAUGUUCCUCGCCACAGCCCUCCAUACCUCAGCAGCACAACUCUCACACUGAAGCUCUGCCUAUAUCAUUACACCUUCCCUAGAUACACUCGCUAUUAUGUCUCAUUUGCAUUGUAGCAGGCACGGAAUUGUUCUCUUGCAGUCCUGUGACACCCAACGUUUGUUUAACUUUUGCUGUGAAAGUCAGCAGGUUGAUCCGCUAUUAGUAAUAAGUUGCUUUAUCCACAAUUAUUUUAAGAUAUCAACAGGUAUCUGCCUUCUGAACCGAUAUCAACCUUGAAAAUGAAGUGGUAAAUAGAAACAAGGCUGUGGAGUGCUUUUUGUUUUUGUAGAUUUUUUUUUCUUUUCUUUUUAGACUCUUCUAGAGCUACUUUUCUAGAUUCUGUCUUUAAUUGCUUUCUAGUGCUCAUGGAAGGACUUCUCUCUGAUCUUCCCACUCUCAUUAUUUCCUGGUGCACCAGAUUCUGGUGGGCUUUGUGGACGCGUGAUGUUUUAUUUACACUGAUUGUUGUUUGUGCUUAAUUUAAUAGUCAUUAAUAUAUUUGACCUUUUUUUUGUGUGUGUAUCAGACAAAUUAUAUAUGAGAAUUGCUUUGUAUUGUUGGUGCUUUAUUUGAAAUGUACAAUUAAUGAUCCCUUUAUCCUGAGUUUUUGUUUUCCCACACUGCGAACAGUAUUUUAACAGGCUAAAGUACAGUUUUAUUGUACUGGUGCUAAGCUAGAUUUUGUGUUGACAAUCAAUGAAGUUUUGUUUGAACUGAAACCAAUAAAUAAUAUUUAAAUGAAGAGACAGAGAUGUAAAGAUAGAGUUUAGUUUCACUACUUAUGGAAAUACAGCAAGACAUGAAGAAAGUUAUUGGUUUUGAAGGCAUAUUUCUUCAGUGAUCUCUGUUCAAAGAGGAAAGCUGUUUAUUUGAUUCUUUAUUUGAAGAAAUCAACCAGAAUAAAGCAUGAUUG
Myxocyprinus asiaticus (Chinese sucker) is the source of this 8643-nucleotide messenger RNA. RefSeq names its product BCL-6 corepressor-like protein 1. Gene Ontology annotation, molecular function: transcription corepressor activity; protein binding. Gene Ontology annotation, cellular component: nucleus. The transcript is spliced from 11 exons. The coding region runs from base 2449 to 7017 and encodes 1522 amino acids. NCBI's taxonomy places the organism in Eukaryota, Metazoa, Chordata, Actinopteri, Cypriniformes, Catostomidae. The record is from RefSeq and is a predicted model, not a curated record. Gene Ontology annotation, biological process: negative regulation of transcription by RNA polymerase II.